GCACAACAGUACAGCUUCUCCUUCACGCCAUUCCUGCAAAAGACAUACCAGCACAGCCUGGCCUCCGACCGCCCAAUCUGCAAGGCGUAUGCGAGCGGGUCGUGUCCGCUCAAGGGCAAAUGCCCCGACCGACACGUGGCCCCGUCGAUCCCCCCCUCCAGCGCCAACAACGCCAACAGCUACCAACCCUCCGGCGGCUUCGGGUCACUCGUAUGCAAGCACUGGCUGCGGGGCCUCUGCAAGAAGGGCGAAGGCUGCGAGUUCCUGCACGAGUACAACCUGCGCAAGAUGCCUGAGUGCAACUUCUUUGUGCGCAACGGCUUCUGCAGCAACGGCGACGAGUGUUUGUACUUGCACAUCGACCCGCAGUCCAAGCUGCCGCCGUGCCCGCACUACGACCGCGGCUUCUGCCCGCUGGGCCCGCGCUGCGACAAGAAGCACGUGCGCCGCGCCCAGCUGUGCGCGUACUACCUGGCGGGCUUCUGCCCGUUCGGCCGCGCGUGCAAGGAGGGCGCGCACCCCCGCUGGACCGCCGACAAGGACAUGGAGCGGCCGCACGCGCGCGACGACACCGCCAAGGCUACCGCCGAGGAAGCCGCUGCUACCGCGGCUGCGACUGCGGCUGCUGCGGCGGAUGCGUCGGCAGAGAUGGGUGGUGGUGGCGGGGACGAGCAUGGGCAAUACCAGUAUAACAACAACCAGCAGCAGCAGUACCAGCAGGGCAUGCAGGACCGCGGUGAUAAUAUGCACGACGGCGGCCGGGGCAACAGCGGCGCUGCCAAUGCGGGCCGGGAUAGGGACGGCAGCGGCGGCAGCGGCCACGAGCGCGGGGGCCAUAAGGACCGCUUCGGCAACCGAGGCGGGCGGUGGAGAGGCAAGGGGGGGCGGUUCAGGGGGAGAGGAGGA
This is a messenger RNA of Lasiosphaeria miniovina, 906 nucleotides long. RefSeq lists its product as uncharacterized. The annotation marks the transcript as partial. The transcript has a single exon. Gene Ontology annotation, molecular function: metal ion binding; RNA binding. The record is from RefSeq and is a predicted model, not a curated record. NCBI's taxonomy places the organism in Eukaryota, Fungi, Ascomycota, Sordariomycetes, Sordariales, Lasiosphaeriaceae.